Messenger RNA from Rana temporaria (common frog), 6099 nucleotides. It is a transcript of the gene ZNFX1, whose product is annotated as zinc finger NFX1-type containing 1. NCBI's taxonomy places the organism in Eukaryota, Metazoa, Chordata, Amphibia, Anura, Ranidae. Gene Ontology annotation, molecular function: helicase activity. Gene Ontology annotation, cellular component: nuclear RNA-directed RNA polymerase complex. The coding region runs from base 158 to 6010 and encodes 1950 amino acids. Gene Ontology annotation, biological process: regulatory ncRNA-mediated heterochromatin formation. The record is from RefSeq and is a predicted model, not a curated record. The transcript has 14 exons.
GGCUUACAGCGCGCAUAUUUAUACCAGCAGAUGACAAAACAGAAGAAGCAGACGCCUGUGAACAGAGACUGAGGCAAGACAGGAAGAACACAGAUAAUCAUUGCAAAGGAGCUGAAGGAACACCAAAGAGAAAAAAAAGGUAUUUCCAAGACCUUCUAUGGAUCCCCGACGAAGGCCUUGGGAGGAGCCUCAGGCUAAUUAUAAUCGACAACAUGAUAGAAACAGGGCAGGACCAAGGCCAGCAAGGGAUCUCCUCAAUGCCCCAAGGCAAGAUCAACAGCUACUUAGAAAUGAAGGUGGUAGACAGAUAGGAGAACAUGGACAGCAUGAGCAUAGGCCUAGAGGAAGAAAUGCACAGCAAGUUGGAGGGCAUCGUGAUCCAAGACUUGGUGGAAGGAAUGAACGUGGGGCUGAGAGACAACACGAACAAAGGGAUGGUGGACCUCAUGAGCACAGGGGUGGAAGGCGAAAUGAACAGCAAGGACGUGGUCGAAAUGAACGCGGUGCUAGAGGACAAAAUGAGCAAAGAGGUGGUGAACAGCGUGCCUAUGGUGCUGGUGGACACAAUGAACAGCGUGGUAGAGGACGUCAAGGGCAUGAACCAGGAAUCCGAAAUGAACAAAGAGCUGGAGACGGGCACGGUUAUAACAGAGGAAGGGAAAAUCAUAGACCACAACCAGAAGAGCAACACUGGGACAGAGAGAACGGAAGGGGACAACAAGUACGACGCCUGGGAUACAAAACUCUUCAAGAACUGUUAGAAAGGGAACCUUCAGAAGUGGCAAUAACUCUAGCUGCCCAUCCUGGCCUAAAGGAUUUGCUGUCAGCCACUGAAAUGAGGCCAGAUUGGGUGGAAUUGCUGUGUAGGGCUCUGUGCAGGGCCUGCACUGCUAGGCUGGAGAGGCAGAGCAUUCAGCAUCUCCUUCAGCUGGUCAAAUCAUCACAGUAUAUUCGUAUGUGCCUCCCACAAUAUGUAGUGGGAAUGAUGACAGAACCUGUGCCUGAGAAAAGGCAGCGCUAUCCCGAUAACAUUCACAAUAUUCUAAGUCUUCUGCAAGAAAUUAUCAGCAUCUUUCCUGCCAGUAGCAUACAAGAGGCUUCAAUGUUGGUGACUGUCAUUCCUAACUCAAUUAAUAGUUUACGUGCUUCUGGAAUAGUAAUGGGAGAUCAUAUAGAGCAGACUCUAGAAAGGGUAUCAAAUUGUAUUCAGCACCUGCAAGACAGGAGAAGAGAAGGAACACUCCGGGUGGACACACACAUGGUCAUUGGACCAGAAGUUCCUGUUGAUGAUUUCAGAACAAUGAGUGUGUACCCUAGUUUUGAAGAAAUUCAUCUGGGUGAAAAUCCAUUUCUUAGACCAAAUAAUUUAAAAUACAAAUUUGAAAACAUAGACCUUUACUUGGACACCCACUUUCGACUCUUGAGGGAAGACUUUGUUCGGCCAUUAAGGAAAGGGAUCCAAGAGAUCCUUCAACUUGAUGAUGGAGGCAUUCGUAAAAUGAGGUUUGAUGAUAUUCGUAUUUACUUCGACACACGCAUAUUUACUCCUAUGUGCACAUCAUCAGGGAUUAUAUACAAAGUCAAGUUUGACGUCACACCUUUAAAGAGGGUGCGCUGGCAGAACUCCAAAAGACUGUUGUAUGGAUCUCUAGUUAUCCUGUCCCAGGACAAUUUUGAAUCCUUCCUCUUUGCCACAGUUUUUAAUCAUGAUCCCAAAGAGUUGGAAAAAGGUGAGGUGCAACUGCAGUUCUGUGAGCAGAGUAGAGAGCUUCUGGCAAAAACACGUCCAAAUGAUUCCUUUGUUAUGGUGGAGACUACUGCCUACUUUGAGGCUUACCGGCAUGUAUUGGAGGGCUUGAAAGAGAUGAAUGCACAGGAUGUGCCCUUCCAGAAAUACAUUGUAUUAUGUGAAAAUGAUGUGAGGGCACCACGUUAUCUCAAUGCGGGUAUCCGUUAUGAUCUUAGCUGUAUGGUGAGCAAGGAGAAAAAGGCUAUCCCAGCUUUAUGGAACAAAAUCAAUAUCCUGAAUCCCUUGGAAUGGCCUUCCAAAGAGUCCUUAGGCUUUGAUGAAUCCCAGAUAGAGGCUGUACGGCUGGCACUUACUAAGGAGCUUGCUAUUAUUCAAGGACCUCCAGGCACAGGCAAGACAUACAUUGGACUGAAGAUCGCUCAAGCUCUGCUCAUGAACACUGAUGUAUGGCAAUUAGAGAGACGCCCCAAUCCAAUUCUUGUGGUUUGCUACACUAAUCAUGCAUUAGAUCAGUUUCUGGAAGGAAUUCACCAGUUCUUGGCGGAGGGUAUUGUACGCGUUGGAGGACGCAGCAGCAGUGAAGUUUUAAAGCAGUUUAAUGUCAGAGAACUGAGACAAAGUGCUCGCAGAAACUGCCCAGUCCACAUACGCAGGGCAUGUGGAGAUGUCCUACAAGAGAUGAAGGUAGCAGAACAGAAACUGCAUGAAGGUGGACAGCUUUUGCAAUGCACAACAGCUGGUGUCAUUCAUGAGAAGUUCCUACAGAAAUACAUCAACGAGGACCACUGGGCUAGUUUACAUAGCGUGAUGGAUAACGAUGACUUCUACACUCCUGUGAAAGCAACAAAGUCAAUAAUUGUUGAAUGGCUUGGGCUUGGAUCGUCAUAUUUUAUUCAGAGAGCAGAUCCGGCUAGAGCAGCUCACCAGCUAGAACUUGAGGAGGUGGAUGUAGAGGAACCAGAAGAAGAGAAGUUGGUGGACAUUCAAGAAGAGGCAGACAUAAUCCAGGAUGAGCGCAUGCUUGAUGAUGAAGAUGAAGAGGAAGCAGCAAGGAACAGAAAAAGGAAAGCCAAGAUGGAGUACAAUGAAAUUGCAGACCUUCUGCUCGCAAUGUCACUGAAAAACGACAACUCACAAGAGCCACAGGAAACAGAGGGGGAGUGGGAGAUGACAGCACAACAGAAAAAGAAGAGAAAGCAAAGGAUGAAGGUUGAACUGAGGAAAACGGACGCGUUGACAGAUGCUGUGGUUGACCAGAUUGAAAACGUGUGGCACCUGGACUUGAAUGCACGAUGGAGACUGUACAGGUACUGGAUACUGCGCUACCAGCAGGAUAUCCGUGUAAAAAUGUUGGUUCAUGAAGAGAAUUACCAAAAGCUAGCUGAUCGUUUAUCAGAACUUAGACAAAGACAAGACUUGCAGAUCCUUCAGCAAGCUAAAGUCAUUGGAAUGACAACCACAGGCGCUGCCAAAUACAGGCGAAUCCUCCAGGAAGUACAGGCACGGAUUGUCAUAGUUGAAGAGGCAGCAGAAGUCUUGGAAGCCCAUACCAUAACCACACUCAGUUCAGCUUGUCAGCACCUCAUUCUCAUUGGAGACCAUCAACAGCUGAGGCCAAGUGCAAAUGUUUAUGAUUUGGCCAAGAACUUUAACCUUGAAGUGUCGCUGUUUGAACGUCUCAUAGAGUCACAACUGCCAUUUGUGCGUCUAAACUACCAGCAUCGCAUGAGGCCUGAUAUAGCUCGAUUAUUGACUCCUCACAUCUACUCAGAGCUGGAAAACCACCCAUCUGUACUGGAGUAUGAAAAUAUCAAGGGGGUGUCAUCCAACCUCUUCUUUGUGAAACACAGUUACCUGGAGCAAGAGAUUAAAGAUGGGAAGAGUCACGAGAACAUUCAUGAAGCUCAGUUUGUGGUGGAACUCUGCAAGUACUUCAUGAAUCAAGAGUACAAGCCGUCUCAGAUCACCAUCCUCACCACUUACACGGGGCAGCUUUUCUGUCUCCGCAAACUUAUGCCGGAAAAAACGUUCUCUGGUGUUAAAGUUCAUGUUGUGGACAAGUACCAGGGGGAGGAGAAUGACAUUGUUCUGCUCUCACUGGUCCGCAGCAACAAAGAAAGAAAAGUGGGUUUCCUUAAGAUUGCCAACCGCAUAUGUGUGGCGCUAUCUAGGGCCAAGAAAGGACUGUACUGUAUUGGCAACAUGGAUAUGCUGAGUAGUGUGCAUCUCUGGAGCCUUAUUCUUGGUACUCUGCAACAGAAGGGUCAGGUAGGAGACCACCUUAUGCUCUACUGUCAGAAUCACCCCGAGACACGUAAUCUUGUAAGCUGUGCCAAGGAUUUUAAGUCUGUACCAGAAGGCGGCUGCAACAAAAAAUGUGAAUUCCGUCUGGACUGUGGACAUGUGUGCACACGUGUGUGCCAUCCAUAUGACCAAGAGCACAAAGAAUACCAAUGCAAUAAGGACUGCCAGAAAGUGUUAUGUAAGGAAGAGCAUAAAUGCAAAAGAAAAUGUUUUGAACCCUGUGGAGAAUGCAUGGUGGAAAUGGAGAAGGUGAUACCAUCGUGCGGCCAUCUGCAGAUGGUGCCAUGUAGCGUCUCUGAAAAUAAGUUCAGAUGCACUAUGCCUUGUGAAAAGACCUUAGCGUGUGGACAUCAAUGUCUGAAGUCUUGUGGAGAUGCUUGUGAAGUGCGUUGUCCAAAAGAAGUAAGUGCACAGCUAAAAUGUGGUCAUACUCAACAGAUUAAGUGCUGGCAGAAGAGAGACCUAGAAUAUGGCAUGCCAGUGAAAUGUAGAAAUCCUUGCAACGCAACAUUAAGCUGUGGUCACCAGUGCGGUGGUACUUGUGACACUUGUUUACAAGGAAGAUUUCAUAUGGGUUGCAGACAUCCCUGCAAGGCUGUUUUAGUUUGCUCACAUGAAUGUCGAGAACCGUGCACAAGGGACUGUCCUCCUUGUAGCAGACCAUGCCAGAACCGGUGUAUCCAUAGCCAGUGUAAAAAGAAAUGUGGAGAGCGCUGUGCGCCUUGCAGGGAGCCCUGUUAUUGGAGCUGUCAGCACUAUAGAUGUACUCGGCUAUGUUCUGAACCCUGUGACCGCCCUCCAUGCGAUGCCCCUUGUGACAAGCAGCUUCGCUGUAAACACCCAUGCAUCGGUUUGUGUGGGGAGCCCUGCCCUGAAAAGUGUCGAAUAUGCAAUACAGAUGAAGUCACUGAAAUAUUCUUUGGAUUUGAAGACGAUGACGAUGCAUGUUUUGUACAGCUAGAGGACUGCAGACACAUUCUUGAGUCUUCAGGUAUGGAUACUUACAUGAAAGUACAGAGCGACCCUGAAGAGGGAAUUGCAAUUAAACUAAAAGAGUGCCCGAAAUGUAAAACUCCCAUAAGGAAAAACUUGAGAUAUGGGACUAUAAUAAACAAAACUCUAAAUGAGAUUGAGAAAGUGAAAGAACGAAUACUUGGGCCAGACUCUGAGAGAAACGAAACCAGUAUUAGACUCGGAGCAAGUCUACAGCAGUUGGUGGAUGUAAGAAGAAGCUUUCCUGAAGAAUAUAAAGGAUUACAAGAGAAACUGGACAAUCCACGCACACAAAUUAGGACUUUGCUUAACCUGGAAAAUAUGAUGCGGUUCUAUGAAAGGCUAGCAAAACUUACUAAUAACAUUAGUAAGGUUGAGGUGGAAGAGGAGUACGAGUUAGAGAAUCGUUUACAGCAGAUUAAGAAAUGGCUGGAGAAGCCCCGUUCAUUCCUCUCAGAGCAAGAGUUAUCUGAUCUGCAGACCGAACUGGCACGCUUCACUUACCUUCUUCAACUCCUUGUAAAAUGUAAAGAAGCCAAGGUGAGGAUCACACCAAACCUCCAAAAGGAGAUACAUUUCCUAAGGGAUAUAUUAGAAAGCAAUAAACAAUUUACAAAAGAGAAUGAAACCUUGGUGAAGACAAAAUUAAAGGAGCUGGAUAAAAGUCUUCCAAAUACAGGACUCGGGAUAACAGAUGAUGAACGUGUGUCGAUUGUGCAGGCCAUGGGUCUUUCCAAAGGACAUUGGUUUAAAUGUCCUAACAACCAUAUAUAUUGUAUCACAGAAUGUGGUGGAGCAAUGGAGCAGUCCCAAUGUCCAGAAUGCAAAGAAGGGAUUGGUGGAACAAGCCACUCGCUUCUAUCAACGAACAGGCUGGCUUCUGAAAUGGAUGGCGCACAACAUUCAGCUUGGUCAGAGGUGGCAAACAAUAUGAUGAAUUUCCGGGACCUUUUAGACUUUUAGACCUUUUAGCCCCCUAAGGUAGGGUGACCAAACAUCCCUGGUUUCCGGGGACAGUCCCCGGACCAAGUCUGUCCCCGGAUUGGAUUUGU